Messenger RNA from Neopelma chrysocephalum (saffron-crested tyrant-manakin), 2733 nucleotides. Its product is annotated as Fanconi anemia group J protein homolog. The annotation marks the transcript as partial. Gene Ontology annotation, cellular component: nucleus. Lineage: Eukaryota; Metazoa; Chordata; Aves; Passeriformes; Pipridae. The record is from RefSeq and is a predicted model, not a curated record. The transcript has 9 exons. Gene Ontology annotation, biological process: double-strand break repair involved in meiotic recombination; nucleotide-excision repair. Gene Ontology annotation, molecular function: ATP binding; hydrolase activity, acting on acid anhydrides, in phosphorus-containing anhydrides; nucleic acid binding.
GUUGAAUUAAAGAGGAAGUACAAUGACCAGCACAAAAGUACAAGAGGCCUUUUAUCAGGGAGUCAUUGGUAUGAAAUUCAAGCUUAUAGAGCUCUCAACCAAGCCCUGGGAAGGUGUAUCAGGCACAGGAACGACUGGGGGGCUCUGAUUUUGGUUGACGACCGGUUCCGGAAUAACCCCAAUAAAUACAUCACUGGAUUGUCCAAAUGGAUCCGGCAGCAGAUCCAGCACCACGGGAGCUUCGGCAGUGCCCUGGAAUCCCUGCAGGCCUUUGCUGCCAGGAACCAGAACAACAGGGAGAUUCUCCACAUCCCUCCGGAUUCCAAGGACCUGUCCCAAGGCUCUCAACCAGAGGCAGCUGCUCACCUGCCACCAGAUGUUCCUGCCAAAAUUUGGGAGCAAAAUUUAGGGUCUGAAGGGAAUUUUCCCGUGACCGUCGGCUCGAAGCGGCCAAGAAGCGUCAUGGCAGCAGGGAAACAAAGUGGCCAGAAAGUUGGGGUAGAGAGUCAUUCUCACCACGUGAGACAAAGAAGAAAACGUGUUGAUUCCGCACCCAAAGUGCCAACAACUAAAACAGAGACAUUAAACACGAAUGGUUGGACUAAUGGUGAUAUUGUGAAGGAGAAUUGCUGCUUUAAACCACUGACUUCAACACCUCUGCCUGUGGCCAAGAGCUGCAGGGCCACAGCUGAUGGCAGACAAGAGGAUGUGAAUGGGCCCAGUGAACUCAGUGAUAGUUUAAAUCAAUGCCAAUCAUCGUUAACUGCAGAACAUAAACCAAGUGGACCAGAAUCAUGUUUGGAAACAACUCAUUUUUCAAUUAAAAAUGCUGAGGCUCCAGUUGCUGAAGAGCUCCAGCUUCCAGCUGAGCCCUGCAGAGAGUGUCCCACAGCAGGAGGGAGGGCUGAACCUUCCACCCUGAACGCGUGUGCAGAGGAUGAGGAUGAGGAUGAGAGUAUUUACUUCAGCCCAGAGCUCUAUGAUGAUGAUGCAGAACCAGAGGAACAGGAAAUCCAAGCCCCUCUCCCAACCCCUCGGGCAGACGGGAAUCAGGUGGAAGGUGGAAACCCCCCAGUGGCUGAGGAACCUUUUGACACCUCAGAAACGCUGAAUGUGACUGAGAAGGUCGAGGCUGGUGGCAGGAGCCCGAGUUGCAGAGUGCUGCAGAGUGAGAGGAGUGAGGAUAGUGCAGGUCAGGAUGUGGAGGUGGCCGGGGCAGCAGGAGCAGAACAGGGAGCAGCUCCAGGGAUGGACGGCAGCAAACGGAGAGUCAGCCUGUCCAGAACACGAAAUAAAGGAUUGAAAAUUCAGAGGAAAUGCAGGAGAAGAAAAGCUCCAGUUAGGAAAAGUGGCUCCAACUGGGACAGAAAGAAGGGAACACACAACCAGCCCUGCAAGAAAGGACUUUAUUGCAUUGUCUGUGGAGCUGAAAUCCUGCCAAAAGCAGAGGGGAUUUUGAGAAAAGCUUGCUACAGUAACAGUGAAGUGCAAACAAUCUGGAAACUCUUCAGCAAUAGCAAUGUAAGAAGUAAAGGAUCCAUUAGGAGUUGUGUGUGUCAGGUAGAUGCCACUGCAGAAGAUGAGAAUGGGAUGUUGGUCAUCUCAGAUGCUGCAAGUCUGAGUUGGCUGAAGGAAACUUUGAAGGUUUAUCAGAUGCCAGUGAAAAGUGAAGACUUGCAUGGCAGUUUAUCUUUAAAUGCUCUUUGGGAUGAGAAGGAAUGUUCUCUGACAAGUUACUUACAAUGCAGGAGCUGUGUCACUCGGGCCAGUUCUCCAUGUCCUUUGAUAGGAGCUGAGGUUACUCAUUUCAGUAAUAAAGUGCAGUCAUGGGUCUGGCUGCUUCCAUCAUCUGUUCAUUCUUGCUGGCUGCUGCAGAACCCUCAAGGACUGAAAAGAGGCAAUUCAGAUUAUACUUUAUCUUAAAAGGCCACGUAUUCAUCAGGACUAAUAAGACAGAUAAGUAUUUUGUUAUUGAAUGCCAACUCCCACAAAGCUGUUGUUCAGCACAAUAUUUGGGUGUGAGUGAUGGGAAGGAGUUACCUGGGUACAAAAUCUGGCCCACAUUGAACUCAGUGGGGGUUCUGCCAUUUGACUUCAACAAAGCAAAGGCUUCACCAUAUGUUUAAAAGAAAUAUUUCGCUGGGAUUACUGUCUGAAUGCUGGUAAAUGUGUCAUAUUUAAAUCUACCUUUUGACAUUUGAAUGUUUGUUUACCUUGCAGGCACUUCAAAGUGAUUAGAUAUAAAAACUUUGCAUCAAUUCCAUUUUAUUCCGAGUUUGAAUUGCUUUAUUUUUUUUUUAUUUCUUGUGCAUUUAGAGACCUGGGCUGGAAACACGGUAGGGGAGCGUUGGCAUAUUUUGUAUUGCUGUGAUUUAAACUGAAUUAAAGAAAAACAGAAAUUAAAACAUUUGCAGUUGUUUGUGUAAUUAAAAAGUCAUAUAAAAUUGGGCCCAAGCUACUAAGCAUAUCCUUUAAUGAAGCUUUUUUGGAAGCAGGCCAUAAAUGGAGAGACAGGGAUGUCACAUCUCCCGUCUCAGUGUCAAUUCAGAGCAGGUUAAAAACCCUCACACUGUUUGUCUUGGGAAAUAUCGACAACUUUUACAGGGAAUUUGGAAAAUAUUUCUUUGGGCAGCAUGAAAGGCAAAAUCCUGCAGCAUGAAAGGCAAAAUCCUGCAGCAUGAAAGGCAAAAUCCUGCAGCCCAGAGCACAGACAUGGGCACAGAGAGGGAACAG